Messenger RNA from Rattus norvegicus (Norway rat), 3926 nucleotides. RefSeq names its product neurotensin receptor 1 (gene Ntsr1). Gene Ontology annotation, molecular function: identical protein binding; G protein-coupled receptor activity; G protein-coupled neurotensin receptor activity. The transcript has 4 exons. The coding region runs from base 465 to 1739 and encodes 424 amino acids. Lineage: Eukaryota; Metazoa; Chordata; Mammalia; Rodentia; Muridae. The record is from RefSeq and is marked validated. Gene Ontology annotation, cellular component: plasma membrane; membrane; membrane raft. Gene Ontology annotation, biological process: negative regulation of apoptotic process; neuropeptide signaling pathway; G protein-coupled receptor signaling pathway.
CAAGCAGAAGAGGGAGAACGAGGGUGAGCACACUGGGUAGCCGUGUGUGCGCUCCGCUCUGCGCCACAGGCUCCCCCAACGAAGCCACAAGCCAGCAGGGUCGCGGUCCUGAGGACAUUACUACCACCCAGGAGUGCAGAGAACCAACCACAGAAUCUGGAGGUCCGUAGCAGCCCGGAUCUAGGCAGGCUAGGGGCUAGGGGGUCGGGGGGUGGGGUGCCGAGGAAGAGCGAAACCGGAACGCAGAUCCCAGACUCUGGAGGAGAAAGAAGAGUGGAUCCCUGAGCCGGCAAGUCGUGAGCCCCAGAGCUACCAGGCAGGAUCCCCUGGAUAACGCGCUUAGCCGCUGGACGGCACGCCCCCCUUAGCUUCUGCACCCUCUCCUCUGGGCGCCUCCUCAUCUGCCCCUGGAGGGACUUUCACCUGCAAAGGUGCAGGACAAAGCAGCAUACCCGGCACCCACCAUGCACCUCAACAGCUCCGUGCCGCAGGGCACCCCUGGUGAACCCGAUGCCCAGCCCUUUUCGGGACCACAGUCCGAAAUGGAAGCGACGUUCCUGGCGCUCAGUUUGAGCAAUGGUUCUGGCAAUACCUCGGAAUCCGACACGGCAGGGCCCAACAGCGACCUGGACGUGAACACUGACAUUUAUUCCAAGGUGCUGGUGACUGCUAUAUACCUGGCACUCUUCGUGGUGGGCACUGUGGGCAACUCCGUGACAGCCUUCACUCUAGCGCGGAAGAAGUCACUGCAGAGCCUGCAGAGCACUGUGCAUUACCACCUGGGCAGCCUGGCACUGUCUGACCUGCUUAUCCUUCUGCUGGCCAUGCCCGUGGAGCUAUACAACUUCAUCUGGGUACACCAUCCCUGGGCCUUUGGGGACGCUGGCUGCCGUGGCUACUAUUUCCUGCGUGAUGCCUGCACCUAUGCCACAGCCCUCAAUGUAGCCAGCCUGAGUGUGGAGCGCUACUUGGCCAUCUGCCAUCCCUUCAAGGCCAAGACCCUCAUGUCCCGCAGCCGCACCAAGAAAUUCAUCAGUGCCAUAUGGCUAGCUUCGGCGCUGCUGGCUAUACCCAUGCUUUUCACCAUGGGCCUGCAGAACCGCAGUGGUGACGGCACGCACCCUGGCGGCCUGGUGUGCACACCCAUUGUGGACACAGCCACUGUCAAGGUCGUCAUCCAGGUUAACACCUUCAUGUCCUUCCUGUUUCCCAUGUUGGUCAUCUCCAUCCUAAACACCGUGAUUGCCAACAAACUGACAGUCAUGGUGCACCAGGCCGCCGAGCAGGGCCGAGUGUGCACCGUGGGCACACACAACGGUUUAGAGCACAGCACGUUCAACAUGACCAUCGAGCCGGGUCGUGUCCAGGCCCUGCGCCACGGAGUCCUCGUCUUACGUGCUGUGGUCAUUGCCUUUGUGGUCUGCUGGCUGCCCUACCACGUGCGACGCCUGAUGUUCUGCUAUAUCUCGGAUGAACAGUGGACUACGUUCCUCUUCGAUUUCUACCACUAUUUCUACAUGCUAACCAACGCUCUCUUCUACGUCAGCUCCGCCAUCAAUCCCAUCCUCUACAACCUGGUCUCCGCCAACUUCCGCCAGGUCUUUCUGUCCACGCUGGCCUGCCUUUGUCCUGGGUGGCGCCACCGCCGAAAGAAGAGGCCAACGUUCUCCAGGAAGCCCAACAGCAUGUCCAGCAACCAUGCCUUUUCCACCAGCGCCACCCGGGAGACCCUGUACUAGGAGGCCCUGAAGAGGUUGAGAGGAGGCCUCAGCCUACGCACAGGGCCCACCCCCCACCCCCACCCCAGGCUUCCAAGGGUUAAGUAGUGGUCCAUCCAAGCCGUGCAGGUGAGGCUGGGGCACCCUCAGUGGUAGCUUCUUUCUUCCCAGUUUCUCCUUCUUUCCUUCUUCCAGUCCCUGCUCCUCAGUCCUUUAUUCUUGCUCCUUGCCUUCUCUUACCUCCACCUUAAAAACCAGAACAGAGGCAGUUUCUCUCCAGGCCCUGCAAAAGGCCUUUAACAAGAAGAAAUUAGCACUCAGCAGGGACAGUCUCCUUUGUUCCCAGACUAAUGGAUGUUUUAGAAGGAAGAAAUGAAAGCACCGUGUUGGGCCGGGGCUCUGGACGGAUGUACUGUUGUAAUCAUAACAGCACCUUGUAACUGCACUGGCUAGGAGAGACAGUGACUGAAGUUGGACUUGGCCUCAGAGGCACAGGCUUCCUCUCAGCUCCCUUAUGCAGCUGUCCCUGCCCUGGUCCAGCAGACACCAUGACUCUCUCUGAGCCUCAUGUCCAGACCCUUCCUUAGCAGGCUGGCACACUGCCUCUCCCAGGGUGGUCCAGAGAAGCCCCCAAAAUUCUCUUUAAGGCCCAGGGGCCACAGCUGAAAGCUGAGGGAAUCUAUGCCACGCCCGGACAGCUAUGGCCCACUCAAUAGACCCCCAAACCCCACAUGCUCAGGAAGGACAAAAGGGCUGGCCCGGAACCACCCAGGACAAACUUCAAGUGGCUUUGCCGGGAUACCUGCACUGGGUCCUUGACCUCUUGGAUCUGCAGAAGGAUGGCCUUCCCCUGUCCAGGUGGCUUUGCUGGGGACACGCAUAGUUCUGUGUCUCGUAUACAGCUAUAUAGACUAAGGUCUGGCAGCUGCUGGCUUCGGGCUGGGAUUCCUGAGAAGAGGUACUGAGCCAGGUCCUCAGCAAGAUGCCAGCGUCUGAGACUAUAGGUGAGGGGAGGCCAAGCACCCCAGCAUCCAGCUGGCCAGCAGCCCCGGGCAGAGGCAUUCGUCAGUUUGUUACCAGCCGCCAAUCAGCUGCCCUGGCCCAGGUUGUAGGCGCCUGGAAAAGCAGGCACCCUUCAUCUCUGGGAGCUGUCUCCAAACAAGACAGAACCAUCCAGCCUCCAGCCAAAAAAGGCUGGCUGAGCUCUUGGAGACAGUCCCAGGAUGCCAUGGACCAGCAGAGUAGAAGUAGCAGCAGGGUCAAGUUCAGCCUUUUGCAAAAGAGCCUUUGCCCUGUUGUCUGGAAGAGAAGUGAUUGGAUGGACGCUGCUCUGUGAGAAACGUAUUGCCGUGGGACAUGGGAGGUUCAGUCAUGGCCCAGGGCUAACCUCUGCCCUCUUGAACUACAAAACAAUGGGUUGAAAGUCAGGGUAUCUGUGGUUACCCAGAGAUAUGAGGAGGGCGUUGAACCCCACAAAAACGCCGCUGGUAGUAACGUGACCCCUCAAGUCAUCAAGGGCAGGACCUGGGUGAAUCAGGGUCAAGGCCAACACCAGGAAGAUGUGAUCACCCCAGAGGGAGGUUUCUCCUUCCAAGAACUGUCCGCAUGGGAACCCCUCCCAACCCUGUGGAGCCACCUUGCCCAGUGAGUGGGUUACAGGCCAGUGAUGAGGAUUUCGACGUAGACUCAAGCUGAGCAGCCCAGCCCCAGGAUACUACCCUGGGUUUCUAGACCUUGGGCAAGCCAUUCUUCUGAGCCUCUGUUUCCUCAUCUCAACUGACUGGGGCUGUCUUGAAGGACUCGGCCUGGAGUAAGCAGAAGGGAGACACCUGGGGCUGGGUAGAGCCAAUUCCCUAUUACAGGAUUCCUCGGAAAUGCUGUGGCCUCAUUCUAGGGGUGGUCCAGGCUGUCACCAGAAGUCUCUGCUGUAGUCCGUAGCAUCUUGUCUGUAUGCUUGAUGUAGUUAGGGACGUAUAUCCAUGCACCGCCAGAUGCACCUGUGACCCUGGCUGGGUAUCCUGUGCUCUGGGCCAACAGAAGAUGUAAAUAGCUCUGGAGGCUGUCCUGAGUGUCCUGGCUAGAGCCCAGUCAUAAUGUAGAAACAGGUCACGUGUCCCAAACCUCUGUCAGAAUGCCACCCACCCACCCACCACACUUCAAUAGAAGAACACCCUCCUCAUAUCUCAAUAAAAAUAAAGGAAGCUGUGU